AGUGCUGAGCGUAACGUGUGAAAGGAUGCCCCGGGAAGGGGUGGAGCUUUGACCCCGGGAGCCCCAGGGAAAGGGCGGAGGGAAGGCGGGCAGCACCCGCCCCUUCUCGGGGUCCUCGCGAGCGGCUGGAGCUCUUGUCGCGAGCUCUGCGUUGGUUUCGCUCCCGCGGAAGACAGACAUGGAGGAGGCCGGCGCUUGAUCGACGCGCGCGGCCAGCCCGACACCGGCCGAUCGUCGCCCGCCAUGGCGGAGGACUCGGAGCUGGAGAGGAAGGCAGUGGAAGAACUACUGACAGAAGCCAAGCGUGGAAAAACCAGAGCAGAGACCAUGGGGCCCAUGGGCUGGAUGAAGUGCCCUCUGGCCAGUACAAAUAAAAGGUUUCUUAUUAAUACUAUUAAGAAUACACUGCAGUCCCCAAAAGAACAAGACCAGGGACCAAAACAUAAGGAAGACAAUAAGGAAUCUGAGCCAACUCAGAGCAGAGAAGAAACCAAACCAAAGAGACACAGAUCACAUCCUUACAAACCCAGCUUUCGGUCUAGGAGAAGAGUCAGCUGUUCUCCUCCUAGACACCGGAACAGGAAUCAAAAUGCAAAGGACAAGUAUGAGAAGCGAGCAAACAAAUGAUCAAAAAUACAUGCAAUUCCAAGCAAGGAAUAUAAUUACAUACUAGACUGUGGAAAAUGCUUGUUUGUCCUCAGAUAGAGAGUAUUGUUCAGUACAGAUGUCUGUGUUGAUAACAGUUUUUUUGUGGCAAGCAAACCAGUUCUUGUGAAUUUUCUCUGAGAAGUUCUUGUGUAUCUCUUUUCUGUCCCCCCCCCAUUCUGCCCCCUUCUAAUUAAACCUGUUUCCUUUCUUCAGAUAGUUGUAACUGUCUGUUGUAGUUUGUGGUUAGCAUAAGUCCUUUGGAAUAUUUUACUUUCUGGAUUAAGAUACAUUUCUGUACACUAUUUACUUUAUUUCUGAAUAUCUUCAAAGACCCUUCUUAGAUCAGCUUUGCUUUUUAAAUGUUUCUGUUCUAUAUGUACAGAAAAUCUUGUAUGGUUUUUGGUCUACAUGUAGGCAAAUCUUUCCAAGUCGAUCAAGCUUAGAACUUGAAAAGUGCUGAUGUACUUGAAUAUUACAGAUGAUUUAAGUUCAAGUAAGAUUUGUUCAAUGUAUAUUGAUAGAUGUUAUUGAGAUGUUUGCCCUCUGAGAGCAAUAGCGGCCCACUCACUUCAGACUUUGAGAAUAUUUCCCAGCAGUGAAGUGAAUGAUGGGAAUCCCUUUUUGGUCCAGAGUUUUUGUGCACAGCUGUUGCCCUGAUCUAAAAGUGGUUUUCAUUGUUUUGCAUCAGUCUAUAAUUGAUGAUGUGUGAAUCAUCACUAAUAAAUGCAACUGUGUAUGGACUUUUCCCUGCUGAGAGGUAAUGAAGAACAUGGUAUCCAAAGUGUCUGAGGAAUAAAUUGUAUCUCAAAUUGCCACGUAUUUAAAUUGCAAAACAGGAAAUUGCCACUUAAAUUCUGCUUGCUUCUUGUUACGAUUAUAUCAGUCAAGUUCUCCAUUAUUUAUCUGCUAGUAAAUUAUCUUUGUUAUUUCUUUGUGCUUUGAAAACAUCAGCUUCUAUGUUCUUAGACAAAGUUAUUUGAAUGAGUGUGUGGUUAGCUGUUUUCAAUCUUGGGUGGUUUCCUGAGUUAACAUUAAAUUUGAACUGUGUAACUAAAGCGUGUUAAAUAUUUUUUCCUUUAAAUAUGAAUAAAAUUAAACUCUUUUGAAGAA
Messenger RNA from Varanus komodoensis (Komodo dragon), 1758 nucleotides. RefSeq names its product RNA polymerase I and III subunit D (gene POLR1D). Lineage: Eukaryota; Metazoa; Chordata; Lepidosauria; Squamata; Varanidae. The coding region runs from base 244 to 627 and encodes 127 amino acids. The transcript has 3 exons. The record is from RefSeq and is a predicted model, not a curated record.